This is a messenger RNA of Peromyscus californicus insignis, 965 nucleotides long. RefSeq names its product ADP ribosylation factor like GTPase 2 (gene Arl2). Gene Ontology annotation, biological process: protein folding. The coding region runs from base 116 to 670 and encodes 184 amino acids. The transcript is spliced from 5 exons. Gene Ontology annotation, molecular function: GTPase activity; GTP binding. Gene Ontology annotation, cellular component: cytoplasm; microtubule cytoskeleton. Lineage: Eukaryota; Metazoa; Chordata; Mammalia; Rodentia; Cricetidae. The record is from RefSeq and is a predicted model, not a curated record.
CACUCAGUCGUCACGUGAUAUCGAAGGCGGAACCAAGCACCGGACUGGCCAAUAGGAACCGGGAGCGGGGUCCCGGGACUAGAAGAAACGGCGGCCGGGAGGGGGCUACGGGAUCAUGGGGCUUCUGACCAUUCUGAAGAAGAUGAAGCAGAAAGAGCGAGAGCUGCGGCUGCUCAUGCUUGGCUUGGACAAUGCUGGCAAAACAACCAUCCUCAAGAAGUUCAACGGGGAAGAUGUGGACACCAUCUCCCCAACACUGGGCUUCAACAUCAAGACCCUAGAGCACCGGGGAUUCAAACUGAACAUCUGGGAUGUGGGUGGCCAGAAGUCUCUGCGCUCCUACUGGCGGAACUACUUUGAGAGCACAGACGGCCUCAUCUGGGUGGUGGACAGCGCCGACCGCCAGCGCAUGCAGGACUGUCAGCGGGAGCUGCAGAGCCUGCUGGUGGAGGAGCGCCUGGCUGGAGCAACCCUCCUCAUCUUUGCAAACAAGCAGGACCUGCCUGGAGCACUGUCCUCUAAUGCUAUUCAGGAGGCCCUGGACCUGGCCUCCAUCCGCAGCCACCACUGGCGCAUCCAGGGCUGCAGUGCCGUCACCGGGGAGGACCUGCUGCCUGGCAUCGACUGGCUCCUCGAUGACAUUUCCAGUCGUGUCUUUACUGCCGACUGAGCUUCUUCAGUGUCCCCAGCUCACUGUCCAGGCCCCUCCCCUCAUCAGACACCAGCUUUGGGGGACAGGCACCAGCCGGCCAGACUAACACUCCCAACCCCGCUGUGAUCUGCUGCUGCUACUGCUACCCACUGCUGCUCCCCCUCUAGGCCAGAGCUGUCACUCUGGCUCCCAAAGUGGCCUCCAGCUGCCAUGCCAAAAGGAAAGGCUGAACUGGGAGGGACUACCUGCUGCUACCAAGGUCCUAGGUGUCGCCUCUGUCCAGCAGUGAGAAUAAAACAUUCCUUUCCCAGUU